GAGCACAAGUCUUUCAGAAUGUGAGCUGCACACCAUGUGACAGUGCGCUGAAGGAACAAACUCCUCACUGUGCCAUUUUAACUGCUCGACUUUGCAGUGAACAGCAGCUUCUGAGUGGUCUGCAGCAGACGUGGAUAAUCUGGUCAAAAUGGAGCCAAAGAAGAUCAGAGAAGGCUAUCUAGUGAAGAAGGGCACUGUCUUCAACUCCUGGAAGGCACUGUGGGUUGUGCUCUCAGAUGAUGGACUGGAGUUCUACAAAAAGAAAAGCGACAGCAGUCCCAAAGGCAUGAUUCCUCUCAAGGGAGCUGCCAUGACAAGCCCUUUUCUGGAUUUCCAAAAGAGAAUGCUCGUGUUCAAACUGAGCACCGCCAAGCAGCAGGAUCAUUACUUUCAGGCAGCCUAUUUGGAAGAAAGAGACACCUGGGUGAAGGACAUCAGGAAAGCGAUUAAAUGUCUGGAAGAAGGAUGUCAGUUUGCACGCAAGUCAACAAGGAAAUCAAUACGGCUGCCAGAGGCUGUGAAUUUGGGCACCUUAUACCUUGCUAUGAAAGAUCCAGAUUCAGGAGUCAGAGAACUGAAGCUGGAAAAGGAUAAGAAAGUGUUCAACCACUGCUUUACAGGCACUGCUGUCAUUGACUGGCUGAUGUCAAACAACAAAGUACGGAAUCGACAGGAAGGUCUUAUACUGGGAACGGCUCUCAUCAGUGAAGGCUACUUACAGCCGGCAGGAGAGCUGUCCAAAGCCGCUACUGAAGAUAUUUCAGAAACAACACUUCUUGAUCAGAUUGAUGCAUUUUACUAUUUUGCGGACAGUGGAUUUUACUGUGAAGGAAAUUCAAGUGAUGAAGAUGUUAUAUUGAAAGAAGAAUUUCGAGGUGCAGUGGUGAAGCAAGGAUGUCUGCUAAAGCAGGGUCACAGAGUAAAAAACUGGAAAGUAAGAAAAUUCAUUCUGCGUGAUGAUCCAGCCUACUUGCACUACUAUGAUCCUACAAAGGGUGACGAGGAUGCUCUUGGUGCUGUUCACCUCAGAGGCUCGGUGGUUACUGCAAUAGAAUAUGUGCCAGAUGCUAAGAAGUAUGAUGUGGAAGGCAACCUGUUUGAAGUGAUUACAGCUGAUGAAACACAUUACUUCCUACAAGCAGCCACACCAGAUGAGCGUAAAGAGUGGAUUCAGGCCAUCCAAACUGUAGCCAAGUCUGGGAAAUAACAUGCAAGAGAUAAACCUGGCAUUUCACCCACUUUCAAUCCCAUACGUAACAUUUCAUGCAACUCAGAAUGGUAGACUAAGCAGACUGACCCACAUCAGCUUCAAAUCAGUUCACAAAUGGCAAAUUGGCUCACAUCAAUCUGGGUGAAUCAGCACAACUACAUCACACUUAUUUCACAAUAGUUAACCUUUUAUUUUUAGACCAUUUAAAAAUAUAUCACUGCAUAUGAGAAGGGAACUUGUGAAGCACAAAAACACCAGUGCCUUGGUCAAGGGACACACAGAUGCAACUCGGGCAGUAGAAUUACAUUUUUCGGUUUAGGCAUCCUGACUUGUGGCCCCUACAACCACAUAGGAUAAAAAAUUCCACACAGAAUAACUUUGAAGAGCUUUUUUAUUUGCACUGAACAACUAUUCAAAAGUAUCUGGUCAUUUAAGAGGCACUGGAUUUGGUGUUUGACAGGGAAUGAGAUAAGCUUUAUUGCUCACAUUGAGAGUAUCUUGACAUCUGGGUCUCGGGUGUGGGUGGGUUUGCUGGUGGACUUCCCUUCACCACCCACACUGCCACCUACAUAAACAGCAGUCAAUCCACCACAAUAAAGCAGUUAGUGGUCAAACAAACCUUAGAAGGUGCCAGGUUCUGCAAAUCCUAUCCGGGUACACUGGGACACCGAAAUAUAGCACCUCGCAGAGCUAUAAAUUGAAACUCAUUUCACAUUUUCACACAUAAUGUUGCUUUUCUGCAUUUUGUUAUAAGCUGCACUGCAUAAUAUUCUUUUAUAUUUAUUUUAGUUAAUUUACAUAAGUAAAAAACAUACAGUAUGUUGGUUAAAUAUCAUAAAUAAAGCCUGAAACUGAA
Messenger RNA from Erpetoichthys calabaricus (reedfish), 2066 nucleotides. It is a transcript of the gene plek, whose product is annotated as pleckstrin. Gene Ontology annotation, biological process: intracellular signal transduction; actin cytoskeleton organization. Gene Ontology annotation, cellular component: plasma membrane. The record is from RefSeq and is a predicted model, not a curated record. The coding region runs from base 149 to 1207 and encodes 352 amino acids. The transcript is spliced from 9 exons. Lineage: Eukaryota; Metazoa; Chordata; Cladistia; Polypteriformes; Polypteridae.